This is a messenger RNA of Cucurbitaria berberidis CBS 394.84, 798 nucleotides long. RefSeq lists its product as uncharacterized. The transcript has a single exon. Bases 1 to 798 code for a protein of 265 amino acids. The record is from RefSeq and is a predicted model, not a curated record. NCBI's taxonomy places the organism in Eukaryota, Fungi, Ascomycota, Dothideomycetes, Pleosporales, Cucurbitariaceae.
AUGCCGUCAAAUUCCGCCCCACCCAGGAUAUCUAAUACCCGCCCAGAAGCCACCCAGCCCACACUAGUCCUACACACGGCUGUAGACUACACAGAAGCGCAAGGCGUCGGCAUCGGCAUCAUCCAACGCGCCCAACGCGCCCAAUGCGCAACGACAAGCACACCCAAGCCCUCUCUACUCCGUCCCUCGGAGCAUAAAUACAGUAUCAAAGCCGAGGACUUCGCGGCCCAGAAUGUCGAGACGCGAGACCGAGCGCUGAUGCUCGCACUGCUGCAUGCCCUGGGUCUAGCCCACUCUACGCUCAAGCAGCGUGCCAGUCUGCCAAAGACUGUCCAGCUGCACCGCGUCUCGGUCCUUUGCACUUCGCUGACUAUCGUGCAACUCGUCCAACACCACAUUACGCAUGCCCCCGAGAGUCUGGAAGACGUGGCAUGUGCAAAAGACUGCGUGGUGAUCCAGCGGGUCGUGGAAAAAGUGCGCAAGUUGUCGCGACGUGGUAUUGAAGUCUCGAUAGGUGUGUCUAGUAGUGAGGACGGGAUAGGCGAGAUGGCACGACCGUUGACGUGGCGAACGACUAGGAGACUGCCGUGGCAGCGGGUGAGGAUAUUGGCGAGGCAGAAGGGUCGUCAAGCUUGUCGGAGUCGCUGUCGGCAGCUGAAAAGUGAGAGACUGAUGGAAAGAGAGCAGUGUACACUAGGAGACGAAGUAGCUAUACAAAGGAGGAUGGAAAGUCUUAGUCUGAGGGAAUUACCUUCCGAGAGUGUAAGCAUGCCGACCCUGUCAGCUGUCGUUGAGUAG